UUUAUUUCCCCGUUCGAUUCCUUCUCCACACACCCAGCCACUGCGACGAUCGCAUCCCCCGACCUCUUCUUGGCAGGCAGCCGUACACCCAGUUCUCUCCACAUCAGUUUGAAAGUUAACAGUACUUUUAGUGGUGAACAUUCCUUAAUUCAAAGGAUAGACGCCUUGAGUCUUGUAGAGAAAGCAUAAAAGAUCUGCUCCUGCAUAAGGAGAAAGGAGUGAGGAGGAGGAGGAGGAGGCGAAGUUAAAGAAAUGCCGAAGAGGACAACACAUACAUACUCAAGUGAGGAUGCAGCUCCAGAGGGGCCAGACUCUGAUCUCUUUGUUUAUUACUGCAAGCACUGUGGAUCUCAUGUUCUCAUAACAGCACUCUUAUAUGAUCUAGAGAAAUUCUUAUGCUGAAGCAUAUUCGAUAUAAGAUACCCAAUUGCAGAAAAUGCCAAAAAGGAAGACCGACAAAGCUUAUGUAUUGGACAAGAAGAAACAUCUUGCCAGAUUGAACAUAAAUGAGGCAGGAAAAGUUCUCUUAAAACGUGGUGAAGGGAAACUGGAGAAACAAUUUCGGAUGAAUUGUCUGGGCUGUGAUCUUUUUGUUUGUUAUCGUGCAGAAGAAGAUCUGGAAGGUGCAUCUUUUGUUUAUGUAGUUGAUGGUGCACUCAGUACUGUUGCGGCUGAAACCAAUCCACAGGAUGCGCCAGUGCCACCAUGCAUAUCGCAGCUAGAAGGAGGGCUUGUGCAGAUAGCCAUAGAAGUUGAAGAUCGUGCACAACGAUCAGCCAUCACGAGAGUAAAUGCUGAUGAUGUUCGAGUCACUGUCGCAGCACCUGCUGCGCGCGGAGAAGCUAACAAUGAACUUUUGGAAUUUAUGGGCAAAGUGCUGGGCUUAAGGUUGAGCCAGAUGACUCUUCAGAGAGGCUGGAACAACAAAUCAAAGCUUCUUGUUGUGGAGGAUUUGACUGCUAGACAGGUGUAUGAGAAACUCUUGGAGGCUGUGCAACCUUGAUGAUCUGUUUUGGAUCAACGGUCAUGCUUGUGGGACGUAACCAUUCUCCUGCAUUUGACCUGUACUGAAAAAUCUAUUGCAUUUCAUUUUACUGACAAAGUGAGCUAGCUUACAAUUUUUAACUCCAAUGUUCCUUGCCGACUGUAGAACAUCUGCGGCCACUUUCUUCAUUACAUAUGGGAUUUGGACGACAUUGCUUUUAUGUAUGUUA
Messenger RNA from Prosopis cineraria, 1214 nucleotides. RefSeq names its product UPF0235 protein At5g63440. The record is from RefSeq and is a predicted model, not a curated record. NCBI's taxonomy places the organism in Eukaryota, Viridiplantae, Streptophyta, Magnoliopsida, Fabales, Fabaceae. Bases 437 to 1003 code for a protein of 188 amino acids. The transcript has 8 exons.